AAAAGUAUGGUGGAUAAUGAGGAAACAGGAGUCAUUCAGAGAUUACUCAGCGUUGGGAAGCUACAGAUCUACAAGUACAUAAUCUACUUUGUGUGGGUGGUCAAUUUCAUAUUCACCUGUGCGGAUGUUUACAUAUACUAUUUCAUACUGAAGGACCACAUGGGCUGCUGGAAUUGUUUGUUCAGGUCCUACAUGAUAAUCGCUCUAACCGUGAAUGUCCUAAUGGUUCCGCUGCUGAUCGUCGGUUUUAUCUUCAUAUAUUCGAAUUUAUCCGGCGAAAUACGCAUUGUAAUUUAUGCCACAGUACUCUUCCUAGCAACAUGGUUGCAAAUGAUGUUGACUAUUCUGUUUGCACAGCAGUACCAAAUUGUUGGAGAUGUGCUUCGAAUAUGGAUGAAUCACAAGAGUUUGGAAUUCUACGAAAGGCGUUGCCAGUGCUGCGGCGUUUUGGGACCUGACGACUACAAGUUGAGCGAUCUGAAUAUCCCAAAAUCCUGUUACAAGAAUGGCAGUGAAAUGGAGGAGGACCUGUACCGAUCAGGCUGCUUCACGCACUCCAUAAAACCCUCGUCGCCCAUCAUCCAGGUGAUCUCCUUCGUAAUUCAGUAUGUUUUAGUCAUAUGUAUUAAGGUAUUCCUCAUUAUCCUCCUAAGGAGCAAGACCCAACGCACAAGUAUGUGGUCUGAGCGACGCGCCGAAAUGUUUGGUAGUGUGAAAAAUUGACUUAAAGUUCUAUUCGGAUUUGGGAAGCAAUCCUAAAGAACAUCUCUGAACUUUGGGGCUAUUUUCCAGCAUUGCAUGGAACUUAAGCAGCAGAUUUUCAUGUGAAUUGGAGUUUUGGGUGCGGUUUAGAAUUCACAUUGCCCCGGCCAUGAGUUUGGCAUUCUGGCGGACGAGACAAAUUGGAUGAUGCUGGCUAUCGUCAUAUUUCACGGACUGCAAUCAAUAACGAUAAACACUUGAGUCGCAAAUGCAAUGUCCAGAAUCCUGUCCAACAACGGCAUGCAUAUGGAUGAGCCAAUAAAAAAAUCAACAAAGCAUGUCGGGCGAUUGAAAAAGUAUUGCAAAUACCCCGGAUAGCCGGGGAUUCGGACACGGAAUUGGACUCCAAUCCGGACAAUAUGCAAAUGCAGCUAAGCAGAAAAUAUUCAAGGACGAUCCAGCCCCUCCACCAAACGCUCAAGUUUAUAUAUUCAUGUUGUGUCCCUCGUCCCGCGCAUAAAUUUUAUUGUUGUCAACAUUAAAUUCUA
Messenger RNA from Drosophila mauritiana, 1250 nucleotides. Its product is annotated as protein late bloomer. Bases 7 to 723 code for a protein of 238 amino acids. The record is from RefSeq and is a predicted model, not a curated record. The transcript has 5 exons. Lineage: Eukaryota; Metazoa; Arthropoda; Insecta; Diptera; Drosophilidae. Gene Ontology annotation, cellular component: membrane.